CACUGCACAAGAUGUAACUUCAAGAUGGCUGCGCCCACGUGUUUGGAAGUUUUUGUCGGCUGCUACGAAAGAACAACCCUCGGAUAUGAGGUUUAUGAAAAUGAGGAGGCCAAGUUUGCAAUAAGAGCCAAGUUUACUGACAACUCCCACAUCGGUUACGUCAAGACGUUAGCAGCCAGUGACUCCUUCCUAGCGACAGGGAGCACAGACGAGACCAUCCAUCUCUACAAUCUGAAGACAAACAGAGAACUCGGGGCAUUACUGCAGCACGAUGGUUCAAUUACAAGUAUAGGUUUCCAUGGCGACGGUCACAUGAUCAGUGGUAGUACCGAUGGCACCAUUGGAAUAUGGAACACUGCAUCAUGGGAACUGAUGAAAAGCUUACGAGCCCACAAGGGUGGAGUGAACUCGGUAGCCAUUCAUCCAUCCGGGAAGCUGGCUCUGACGGCCGGGCAGGACAAGUUACUCCGCACAUGGAACCUGAUCAAGGGAAGGGUGGCGUACACAACCAACAUCAAACAGGUGGCGGACUUUGUGUUAUGGUCACCUGACGGGGAACUCUACAUAAUCGUCUGCGACAGAGUCAUCAAUGUGUACAGAAUCACCACGGCAACCAUUACGAGCUCAAUAGACUGUGGGAGGAAAAUCCUGGCCGUUUCCUUCCUCACAAAUCGAGUCUUGGCAGUCGGUGGAGAAGGUGAGAACAUCCAGCUGUUUGAGUUAUCUGAGGGGAAAUCAACGUGCAAGUGCGACUUCAAGGCCCAUGAAAACAGAGUUAAAGGUAUUCAGUCCACGUCGGACCGCAGCAGUCAACCGAAGGAUAGCUGUCGGUGGUUGUUAACAGUCUCCAGUGACAGCUAUCUCAAGCUUUGGUCCGUCGACACUGAAACGCUCGACGAGCCGGUUCUGCUUGCCUCAGUCAACACCACAGCCAGGUUAACCUGUGUCUGCGUCAGACCGGUGCUCAGUCAGACCUCAGAAGUACCAGCCUUGAAGCUGAAGGUGGAGAAAGCCAAGGAUAAAAACGCCCCUGCAAAACGUAGAAGUACUGGUACAGAGCAAGAUGCAAAGAAGAAGAAACCCAAGACCAGAAAACAAAAACCUUAAAAGUGGACACCAAAGGAGGUUUUAUUAAAUUGGUUGUCCCACUGUUAUCCGGAAGGCAUUGUUUUCUAUGGACCUGUCUACGGUCGAGUUCCGAUUGGCACAAUUCUUAAAACAUUAAACCAAGUUUGGAAACACCAGCAAACCAAAUGAAUAAACUAAUCAACAAAAUAGUGAUGCCGUAAGUCCCAUGUAAUAUACAUGUAAGGUAACUGGGCUGUACAGUACUGAAAUCUGUCCAGAACAUGCCAACUCCUAGUCAAAAUUAGCAAUGACAGUGAGUGAUGAAAGAUAUCUAACUAGUUGUCACCCUAGUUUUGGGUGAAGAUUUUUUUGUCUUGUUACAUACAGUUCUUAACCAGAAAAGCCAGAUCAGUAGUUACAUUCAAAUCUGUGAUUACUUAGAACAUUCAAAGUCAAGAAUGAUUAAACAAAUGGAAAGAUUCCCACAUCUGGCCAUCACUCAUGUUUCCCUUCAGUGACCUAUCAGCCAUCUGAAAGUGAUAAUAUAUGUCCUAAAAAGUCAAAUUUAGCAGGGAAAAUAUUGAAGUACUUACCGAGAAAACACUUAGAAAUGUUCAGACCAAUCUGAUAGGGUUUGUGCACAGGGUGACAAGUGAUGGCCAGAUAUGGGAAUCUUUCCAAACAAAUUCCUUAUUUAUCUAAAUAUUUUAUGAGUUUCUUUACCUCUAUCAUAUUUUAAUUUCUGUCAUCUUCAGUCAUAAUCAUUUUUAAAACAAA
Molecule: messenger RNA, 1845 nt
Organism: Patiria miniata (bat star)
Lineage: Eukaryota; Metazoa; Echinodermata; Asteroidea; Valvatida; Asterinidae
Product: p21-activated protein kinase-interacting protein 1-like
Exons: 10
Coding region: 25-1107 (360 amino acids)
Molecular function (GO): protein binding
Source: RefSeq, a predicted model, not a curated record